UAGUCCGGGUGAGAGUGCCUGAGUAUAGACCUGCAAAAGAUCAAAAUUAAUAGUUUAGGUUCAUCUCUGUGCAAGAAGAAGAAAUACUUUGAUUUGUGUUUUGUUCCUGUCAUUUGGGCGAUUUAAACACCUGCGGCUGUAAACGCAAGAGCUGCUGUUUGUCGUCCUUCAACAACAAGCAGAAGAUCUGCUGCGUUUCGUCAGGUGAGUUCCUGACCUCUGACCUCUGCAGGUGACCUGGGACGUAGCUGGAUGGCCUAUGUGAGUCAGUUGCUGAGCCACAGAACCAGGCUAGUCAGUUACCUACCUGGAAUCCAUGUGUUGGUCCGGUGUGUAACCAGAAACAUCAGUGCAGCUGCAGCUGCAUGUUCUGAUCCACCCAUCAUGGCUGCCAGUCCUCUUCGUCAGGGAUCCAGUCUCUUCUCAGGAAGUAGACUCAGCCCAACAUUUCUUCAGCACCUCAGGAGUGGAAUGUGCCAUUCAGUCCUGCCCCGAAACAUUAAAGAAAGAUUUCUGUUCCAUGUUUCCGGAAGCACCAUCCUCUGAUAUGGUGAUUGUCACAGUGACCCAAAAGACCAAAAAUGAUAUGACAUCAUGGAGUGCUGAUGUGGAUCAGGAAAGAGAUCAGAUGCUUGACAAGUUUGUUCAUGGAGCCAAGGAGAUCUGUUUGACUCUGCAGCAGGAAGGAUUCUGGGCAGAUUUCAUCGAUCCAGCUUCUGGCCUGGCAUUUUUUGGUGCGUACACCAGCAACACGCUGUUUGAGACUGAUGACAGGUACCGUCACUUGGGCUUCCAGAUCGAGGACCUGGGCUGCUGCAGAGUGAUCCGACACUCUCUGUGGGGAACUCAGAUUUUUGUGGGGACAAUAUGUACCAACGCCCCACCAACCACCCUGACCAUAAAAAAUCUGCAACACAACUGAACAUCCAGACCGGCUGUUGUGUAACAAAGCUAGAUUAGUGUUUGGAGUGUCAUAGAUUAGCAGUCUGAACCACACCAAACAGAUUAAACACUACACUUACAUGGCAGACAUCAAGGUUUCCACAUUAAAUCUGUAUCACAGUUUAAAUCUUUGGUGUUUUAUACCUUCAUUAUUUGUAAUUAAAGAAGGAAUGCUUUAACGCCACAGUACAUAAAUUAAUUGAAUGCAUUUUUCAUCAAAUAUCAUAAAAGCAAAACAACAACUUUCAUCAACAAUAAGUUGAUUAAAUUACACAGAACUGUUUAUUUGUUUUUAAUAAAUUUAAAACAA
Messenger RNA from Nematolebias whitei (Rio pearlfish), 1252 nucleotides. It is a transcript of the gene mmadhcb, whose product is annotated as metabolism of cobalamin associated Db. Gene Ontology annotation, cellular component: mitochondrion. The record is from RefSeq and is a predicted model, not a curated record. Gene Ontology annotation, biological process: cobalamin metabolic process. NCBI's taxonomy places the organism in Eukaryota, Metazoa, Chordata, Actinopteri, Cyprinodontiformes, Rivulidae.